Molecule: messenger RNA, 1574 nt
Organism: Vigna angularis (adzuki bean)
Lineage: Eukaryota; Viridiplantae; Streptophyta; Magnoliopsida; Fabales; Fabaceae
Product: 3-oxo-Delta(4,5)-steroid 5-beta-reductase
Exons: 1
Coding region: 50-1180 (376 amino acids)
Source: RefSeq, a predicted model, not a curated record
AAACACAACAACACAAAAUUAUUUGUUCCUGGUGUGGAGAACAGCAGUGAUGGAAUCCCAAGCUUUUGUAGCACUGGUAGCUGGUGUCACAGGGAUGGCUGGGCUGAGUCUAGCCCAAGCCCUCAAGCAGCCCAACUGUCCCGGAGGCCCAUGGAAAGUUUACGGCGCCGCUCGCAGGCCCCCGCCCAGUUGGUUCCCUCCUUCCACAGUCGACCACUUCAUCACCUUUGACGCUGUCGACUCUUCCGACACAAUCGCCAAGCUUUCACCGGUUGCGAGUGAAGUCACCCACCUAUUCUGGAUCAGCUUGCAGGUUCGUGUAGAUGAAGAAGCCAACGUGAGAAUCAACGAAACCAUGCUCUUCAACGUUCUCAGCGCCCUCAAAUCUUGCACACCUUCAAAGCUAGCCCAUGUGACAGUUCAAACCGGCACCAAACACUACAUGGGCCCAAUUUUCGAUCCACUCCUCUCCACCAAACUCAUCUCCCACGACCCACCGUUUCACGAGAACAUGGCGAGGCUCCCUUACCCCAACUUCUACUACGCGCUCGAGAAUCUCGUUGCAUCUUUCGUGCCAUCGCUCACGUACUCAGUGCACCGCUCCUCUAUUAUAAUAGGAGCGUCGUCCAGGAGUAUAUACAACUCCCUGCUCACGCUAGCAACCUACGCUGUGAUUUGUCGCCACGUGGGAUUGGCGUUUCGGUACCCGGGGACGAAGUACACGUGGGAGCAUUUCUGUGACAUGACCGACGCCGGAGUGUUGGCGCAGCAGCACGUGUGGGCUGCGGUUUCCCCUGAAGCUAAAAACGAAGCAUUCAAUUGCACAAACGGCGACGUUUUCACGUGGAAGAGUAUGUGGAAGUUGCUGUGUGAAGUUUUCGAUGUGGAGUUUGUGGCGUUUGACGAAACGCAAAGGUUUGAUUUGGUGGAGCUGAUGCGUGAUAAGGGUUGCGUUUGGAAGGAGAUCGUGGAGAAAUACGAGCUUCACAACACCGUAUUGGAGGAAAUAACCUGCUUUGACGCCCUACAAGCGGUGCUACGUUUUAAGUUUCAACAUGUAUCUAGCAUGAACAAGAGUAGAGAAUAUGGAUUUUUUGGGCAUGUUGAUACCUUCAAGAGUAUCAGAUUUUGGGUGGAGAAACUCAGAGAAAUGAAGAUCAUACCAUCAUAUCAACAGUGAACUUCAUAUUUUCUCUGCUGUGAGUUUCCUAUAAAUGGUCAUCUUUGCCACCUGAUAGCAUGGGUAAAUAAAUAGUAUAAUUGUGAACAUGGUUUAUGUUUUGUUUUAAGCCAAAAGAAUAAUAGUCGGCUAUAAAAAUUACCAUUGUGAUUGAUUGUUAUAUUAUUAGUCUCUGAUGUGUUGUUAGUGUCCUAUAAAAUUAUAAAAAAGAUUGUAAAACUAAAAAUCUGAGUCAAAAUAUCAUUUUUCUGUAUGUUUUACAAAAAUCUUUCUGUAUUCCUUCUGUUGGAUUUUGGAUUUAGAGUCUACAUAAUCAUUUUAUUGAAGUGUUUGAUUGCUAGAUGUAUUAGUCGCUUGAGGUAUGCACUGUGUGCACAAUUAUUGAAGUGUUCAA